CUGUCGAGAAAUCAUGUCAUUGCUUAAUAUUCACCGUACCGAAUUUACACAUGACUGCGGCUUGUAACAUUACUAGCAUCCCUUGCAUCAUCAAAGUGAAAAAGAACGCGAAUAUAUGGAUGCGAUCAGCCGCUUGCAACUGUCCAAGAGAUUGUGAGUCACGCCAGUACAAAGUUGACAUUAGCACUGGGAAUUUGAACGCUCUGCCGUACAUUCCGAACAAUCCCUUUGCAGAUGUAACCUUCAAGCGUAGUACAUCAAUCAUGCGUUUCAUUUUUCCAAACUCCGUGUACGUCAAACAGAAGCAAGAAACUGUCGUGCCUUUGAUCAGCCUCGUCUCUAAUCUCGGAGGCGUUUUCGGUCUAUGUUUGGGUUGUAGCUGCAUCAGCGUGCUCGAAAUAUUAUUCUUUUCAUAUCUGUAUAUUAAGAGAAAAAUUCGUAAGCACCUUAUUAACCCACGUAAGUGAGUUGCCACUAACACCUAAUCGGUCCUAUAUAGCAAGCUUGUAUAGGUAGGUAUAAAAUGAAACCCAAAAAAUAAGGUGUGUGUAAACAUUUUAUAUUUCCCUUUAUAUAUAAUAUAUACUUUUAUUUCACUACUUCUCGCUUUCAAAUUCAAUAAUAUAUUCAAAAAUGCUUUGCUAAUUUUUCUUGAAAAAAUACAAAAAGUUACACUAAGAUUGCUUUAUCAAAAAAUGUUCUAGAAAAAAAUUACAUCUCAUAAUUUAUUUAUCAACUACAAUGUUCAUAUUAUGCAUAAAAUACUUUAAUAAUUGAGUUUUAAAUUUAUAAAUAUACUUAA
Messenger RNA from Bombyx mandarina (wild silkworm), 802 nucleotides. Its product is annotated as sodium channel protein Nach. Lineage: Eukaryota; Metazoa; Arthropoda; Insecta; Lepidoptera; Bombycidae. Gene Ontology annotation, biological process: sodium ion transmembrane transport. Gene Ontology annotation, molecular function: ligand-gated sodium channel activity. Gene Ontology annotation, cellular component: plasma membrane. The record is from RefSeq and is a predicted model, not a curated record.